AUGUACCAGCAAGCUAAGUCGAAUAAGUCUACCUCUAAAGGAGGAUCAGCGUCGAUGAACCAGCAGACCCAGCUAGCCCGAGAGGUUCUCGACCCAGCCCACCACCAGGUCAAGAGGCAUGGUCUCUCUAGGUCGGAGGCGAGCAUCGUAGAUGAUCCACCUCAGUCGAAUCAUCUUUCCUCCAAAAAGAGCAAGAGCCGGAGAAACAUGGUCGAUGUGGAUCGUCCGUGGCCUAGAGGGAAAGAAGCUCAGGAAGCGAGGCUGGGUACUUUCAGCAUGCCUGUCGAUGCAUCUGUACAUGACCCAUCGCAGCGUUGGUACUACGACGAUAUGGCUGAUCAGCCUUACAAUGCAAUAGGCGAAGUAGAAAUGCCUGCCCGAAAUUCUGAUGAGAUACCAACGAGCGGCGAAGACGAUGGUGUCUGGCCGUAUGAAGCCGUGACUAGCAGUGGCAUGGUUUGGUAUGGCAGUGUACAAUGA
Messenger RNA from Colletotrichum acutatum, 480 nucleotides. RefSeq lists its product as uncharacterized. Lineage: Eukaryota; Fungi; Ascomycota; Sordariomycetes; Glomerellales; Glomerellaceae. The transcript has 2 exons. Bases 1 to 480 code for a protein of 159 amino acids. The record is from RefSeq and is a predicted model, not a curated record.